AUGAGAGGAAAUUUUAGCCACAAACGCAGAGAAAACGGCGACGUUUCAACGGGUGGCGGGAAUGGCAACGGUCGCAGUAGUGGACCUAGUGGAACAGCCUUUUUCGAAUCCGAGGAUACCGCAAAAUCGUUUGAUAAUCGUCUAAACUAUUUGUUGGUCAAUGGACUGGGCUCUGAGGUAGAAGUGACGGUUUUAUCAGGUGUGAGAUAUGGCGGAGUUUUGGUAGGAUGUAAUCCGGAAAACUCCAACGGGAUUGACGUUGUUCUACAAUGUCCCAGAAUCGUUGAUGCGUCCUUUGAACCCGACGAAGCGGAUGUCAUUGCUGCGACUUUGAAAGAUAAAUUGGUAAUCAAAGCGGAAGAUGUUGCAGAACUGAAAUUUAACGGUGUGAAAAUGAACCAAGAAGAUAAAAUCCACAAACCCGUGGGCGAUGCCGAUGCGAAAGAUGUACGUGUUGAUAGCGCAGAAUUCAAGACGGAUCGUGACAUAUCUGGUGGAGUGCGCGGUAAGGAGCGUGAACUGCAAAGAUGGGUACCCGAGGAUCACGAGACGUUUGCAGUGGGAGAAGAACUCGAGGAUUCGGCGGCUCCCUGGAAUCAGUUUGCAGUCAAUGAACAGAAGUUUGGGAUCAAGUCGACAUUUGACGAGCACCUGUAUACGACCAAAGUUAACAAAGAAGAUCCCAAUUUUGCACAGAGGUUGAAAGAGGCAGAUCGGAUUGCCAGGGAAAUAGAGUCACAAGGUGGAUCCGGGAAUGUGCACUUGGCCGAGGAACGUGGUAUAGUGGUGGACGAUUCCGGAUUAGAUGAAGAGGACAAAUAUUCGGGCGUGGACAGGAGAGGUGACGAAUUAUUGGCGUCUUUGAAAUCGAGCGCUAAGAAAACGGCACCUGCGCCCAAAAAAUACUUGCCACCAACGCUCAGAAACAUGCCACAUCACAACGAUCCAGCAAUUAUAUCGUCAGUAACUUCUACGGGCGGUUCCAGCAGCGGCUCCGCGACUGUAGACCGGGCCGAGCCUAGUAAGAAGGUCUCUCAAACGACGAAAAACAAUAAGAAUGAAAGAAACAACCGACUAGAAGAGUUCAAGGAGUUUUCGGAAAAUUUCAAGAUUCCUUACGAUAUGCCUGAGGAAGUGAAAUCGUUGCUCAAGAAACCCGAGGAGUCGCAAACGUCUUUGAAAGUAAACCCUUCGUUGCCACCGAAACCUGUAUCUCAACACGCGGCACAAUCGACUGCGACUUCGACAUCGACACAGUCGAAGAAAUCUCGAAACGCCAAACCACCGACCCCGUCGCAAACUAAAGUCGAGUUGCGAAAAGGUUCAAGUAGACUCAGUUCCCAGACGCAGUCGCCCGUUUCUUCGCCUUCGUCGUCGAGGUAUGCGACUAUUGCAAGAAGACGCAAUGCGAACACCACGUCGUUUUUCGGUAGCAAACCUCCAACGGCAGACAGACCCAAGAAAGACUUGGCCAAGAACUUCAAUUUUUUCUUGAAGUCCAAAGAAGCGUUUGAAUCCACGCAAGAUGGCAAGAACCAAGUCGUUGCUGUUUUCUUCAUUGAAAGACCUUAUUCGACGGCACCCACUUGGUUCAGCAAUGUGGAUCACUCUUACAAAGCGCUGUUCCCCGAUGAACGCACUGCGAUCCAAAAAUCCCAAAUGAAAUUGCAACAGCGCAAUAUGAGCGCCAUGGCCGCAGCAGGGGCGCCUCACAUGAUGGGAUACCCCGCCAUGAUGAUGGGUAUGCCGAUGGCUCCCGGAGGGUCACACAGUCCAUUUGUAGGGGCUCCUGGUGGUGCCGGAGGCAUGUACAUGCCAUUUCAACCCCAACCUUCCAUGUACCAUCCAAUGAUGCAAAUGGCGCCUGCCGGUGCAGAAGACGUAAUGAGUGGCGGCAGCAGUCCAUCGCCAGCGUCGCCACAUGGAACACCCAUGUUUGCAGGCGCAAGUCCGCAUCAAAUGGCCAACCCAUACGGAUACAUGGGAUCGAUGCAAUUUCAACCGAUGAAUUCCGGAUUUCGACAGAAUUAUCACGGUGGUAGACGUCACAGAGGUCAUGAUCGUUGA
Messenger RNA from Lachancea mirantina, 2067 nucleotides. Lineage: Eukaryota; Fungi; Ascomycota; Saccharomycetes; Saccharomycetales; Saccharomycetaceae. The record is from the annotation of a GenBank genome assembly.